AUGGAGGUUACCGGAGUGUGCUAUGUUGUGGGAGUAGUAGUAACGUUGGCGUUUUAUGUAUUGAGAUUUUUAAAUUGGGUAUGGUUCAAACCAAAGAAGAUAGAAAAGUUUUUAAGAGAUCAAGGUCUUAAGGGUAGCUCAUAUAAGUUCUUGUUUGGAGAUUUAAAGGAGAUGGUGCAGUUGACAACUCAAGCAACAUCUAAACCUAUUGGCCUAUCCGAGGAUAUAGUUCCUCGUGUCUUACCUUUUGUCCAUAAAUCUGUCGUUACUCAUGGUAAAAUUUGUUUUACAUGGAUGGGAAACAAACCUUUGGUUCAUGUAAGUGAACCUUCUAUGAUACCUGAGAUAUUAGCUAAUUAUAAUAAAUUUCAAAAGCAAAAGGGAGGACAUCCGCUAAUAAGGUUGCUAGGGAAAGGAUUAUUCAGCACUGAGACCCAUCAAUGGGUUAAACAUAGAAAAAUCAUCAAUCCUGCAUUCCAUGUUGAGAAGCUCAAGCAAAUGGUGCCAGCAUUUUAUAUUAGCUGUAGUGAGAUGAUCAACAAAUGGGAAGAAAUGCUGAUCAAGGAAAGCUCAUGUGAAGUGGAUGUGUGGCCUCAUCUUAAAACAUUUGCUAGUGAUGUAAUUUCACGUACAGCAUUUGGUAGUAGCUUUGAGGAAGGAAGAAAGAUAUUUGAACUUCAACGAGAACAGAUUGAGUUGGUUUUAAAGGCUAUUCAGUCGAUUUAUAUUCCAGGAUCAAGAUUUUUGCCAACAAAAUCGAACAAGAGGAUAAAGGAGACUUGUCAAGAAGUGGAGGCCUUAAUAAGAAGUAUUAUUGACAAGAGAGUAGCCACCAUGGAAUCCCGGAAAUUUGGAAAUAAUGACCUGUUAGGAAUUCUUCUGGAUUCCAAUCACGAAGAAAUUAAAAGACAUGGACAAGAGACCACGGCAGAUCUGCUAGUGUGGACUAUGAUUCUCCUGAGUCAGCACACAAAAUGGCAGGAACUUGCGAGAAAUGAAGUUUUAGGCGUUUUUGGGGAGAAGAAACCACAUAUUGAUGGAUUUAGUCACUUAAAAACUAUCAGCAUGAUAUUCAAUGAGGUCCUUAGACUAUACCCACCAGCAAUGGUAUUAGGACGGAUGAUACAUGAAGAAAUGAAAUUAGGGAAUAUGACCUUACCUGCAGGAACCUACAUUCAAGUGAACACAUUGCUUUUACAUACUGACCAUGAUAUAUGGGGUGAGGAUGCAAAAGAGUUUAAGCCCGAGAGGUUUUCUGAAGGCGUGUCAAAGGCAACCAAGGGACAAACCUCAUAUAUUCCGUUUGGAGGGGGGCCACGUAUAUGUAUUGCACAAAAUUUUGCUUUGAUGGAAGCAAAAACUGCACUGGUUAUGAUUCUACAACGCUUCUCUUUUGAGUUGUCUCCAUUGUACUCACAUGCUCCACAUUCUGUCAUAACGUUACAACCUCAAUUUGGUGCACAUUUGAUUCUACGUAAACUUUAGGCUCGCAUGUUUUGGUUUGUUUAAAAGU
This is a messenger RNA of Lactuca virosa, 1513 nucleotides long. NCBI's taxonomy places the organism in Eukaryota, Viridiplantae, Streptophyta, Magnoliopsida, Asterales, Asteraceae. The record is from the annotation of a GenBank genome assembly.